Molecule: messenger RNA, 2455 nt
Organism: Anguilla anguilla (European eel)
Lineage: Eukaryota; Metazoa; Chordata; Actinopteri; Anguilliformes; Anguillidae
Product: muscleblind-like protein 2a
Exons: 10
Coding region: 1056-2216 (386 amino acids)
Molecular function (GO): metal ion binding
Source: RefSeq, a predicted model, not a curated record
GUUAGCGGGGUGGUAUGAAUCGAUGUAAAAUUUGCCUGAGCUAGACUAAAAAGUUAAUAUAUUCAAGCAUUUGUGUGGGAAAUACUGUAUUUGCUAAGAAUGAAUUGCAGAAUAACAAAUACAACGAAAACGCCAUGACACAAACGCUGACAUUGGUAAUCUCUUUUCACCCGGACUACCUUUCUCCAAGAGCUGUCAGAGGCUUGUUGCACGUCAAGCCGUAGCGUUAGUGUAAAGUAACAGCAGGGGAAAUUAAAGUCGCAUUUGAUUUAGUUAAUUAAUUUUAUUUUACGCUACGGGAAUUGUCGAUUUUAGCCAGCCUUAAUGCAAUACGAACGAAUACGGUUUGCCAUGUUCACUUAGUUUAAGUAUUGUUUUUAGUGCCGCGGGCCCGAUUUGGCAUCUUGGUAGUGUGAAACUAGGAACAGAUCGUCGUGAUGAGGUCUCGGACAUAAAGUGCCUUGUCUGACCGCGCUCCUGCUCGAGGCAGCCGAGCGGUUGGCGCUUCGCCUCCACGCCCGUGUCCCGGCCCGACCCGCCACAGGAAGGGGAGACCUCAAGGCUCCACCCUCGGCCCGCUCUGCUUUUAUUUCGGGCCGGCCCCUGCUCUGGAGAGCGCUUCAAUCGGGAAGCACAAAGGAGGCCGAGUGUUGGGGAGGCAGAGAGCUUACGCGGUGCGGGCGAGCUCUACGCCCCGUCCCGCCGAACCUGAAGCAGCAGAGGAAGGGGCGGAGUCACUCGGGCCAUCUGCGGAAAGGGCACGCCCCUGAGCAUGCCCCUCUGCCCUCUCCCCCUCAGAGAUCUGCACCCUGGGAGGACUGAGUGAUCAACAACGGGGCGAUUCGCUUCCUGAUUGGCCAGCCUCCUGCCCCCCGCCCCCUCCCCAUGGUGCCGUUGCACUGACAGGAGAGAUCCUGCAGAGAGACCUUCGCUUCGGCUUGGCCUUCCUCAGCUGGAUGUGUGGCGCCCCCUAGGCCUUGUGUGUGAGAAGCGCAGCCGAUAGCUCCACCCCCUCCCCCUCUCCCCAGCGAAGCCUUCGGUGGCUCGGCUUCAGCAUGACACUGAACAUGUCCUCCAUACGGGACACAAAAUGGCUGACUUUGGAGGUGUGCCGGCAGUUCCAGAGAGGCACGUGCUCCCGCAGCGAUGAGGAAUGCAAAUUCGCACACCCGCCCAAGAGCUGCCAGGUGGAGAACGGCCGAGUCAUCGCCUGCUUCGACUCUCUGAAGGGCCGGUGCACGAGAGAAAACUGCAAGUACCUGCACCCCCCGGCCCAUCUGAAGACGCAGCUGGAGAUUAACGGCCGCAACAACCUGAUCCAGCAGAAGACUGCGGCGGCCAUGCUGGCGCAGCAGAUGCAGUUCAUGAUCCCUGGAACCAGCAUGCAGCCUGUGCCCUCCUUUCCUGUGACGCAGGGCCUGGGGACGAGCCCCGCCCUGGGCUACGCGCCGUACCUCACCCCCAUGACUCACGGGGUGGGCCUGGUCCCCACGGAGAUGCUCCCCAGCGCCCCCGUCAUGGUCCCCAGCAGCCCCCCGGUCACGGUGCAGGGGUCCUCCAACACGCAGAAGCUGCUGCGGACCGACAAGCUGGAGGUGUGUCGGGAGUUCCAGAGGGGUAACUGCGCUCGGGGGGAGACGGACUGCCGCUUUGCUCACCCUAGCGACAGCCCCAUGAUUGACACCAGUGACAACACGGUGACCGUCUGCAUGGACUACAUCAAGAGCCGCUGCUCCCGCGAGAAGUGCAAGUACUUCCACCCCCCUGCUCACCUACAGGCCAAAAUCAAAGCCGCGCAGCACCAGGCCAAUCAGACGGCUGUGGCAGCGCAGGCAGCCGCCGCAGCCAUGACUCAGUCGACUGCCAAAGCAAUGAAGCGACCCCUCGAGACAACUGUAGACCUGGCGUUCCCCCACGCUAUGCUGCAGCCUCUACCAAAGAGAGCGGCGCUGGAGAAGAGUAACGGCACCAGCGCUCUCUUCAGCCCCAGCAUGCUGCACUACCAGCAGGCCCUCGCCAACACACCCCUGCAGCAGCCUGCUGCCUUCUUCCCCACCGCAUGGCUCACAGGCUCGGUCUUGUGCAUGACUCCUGCUACCAGCAUUGUCCCCAUGAUGUACAGUGCUACGCCUGCUACUGUCUCUGCAGCUACAACUCCUGCCACAAGUGUCCCCUACGCAGCAACAGCACCAGCCAAUCAGAUCAUCCUAAAGUAACCAACAGCACAGGGACCAACAGCGCGUGUCAAGAUGCUGCACUACGGAACCCGAAACGGCCCUUCUGUAAAUACUACCUGUCCCCUUCCCUAGAGCUACAACAACCUGCAUGCUAAUAGUUUAUCACCUGAGGAUGACUCAUUAACUAUAACACUGAGUGCUGGUGUAAUAUAUACAAAAUCUGUACAUGUAUUGCUAGGAAAAUACUGACAUGUAAUUUAACACUAUCAAAACAAGCA